Paramacrobiotus metropolitanus is the source of this 1509-nucleotide messenger RNA. Its product is annotated as trypsin beta-like. Gene Ontology annotation, molecular function: serine-type endopeptidase activity. The transcript has 7 exons. The coding region runs from base 142 to 1272 and encodes 376 amino acids. Lineage: Eukaryota; Metazoa; Tardigrada; Eutardigrada; Parachela; Macrobiotidae. The record is from RefSeq and is a predicted model, not a curated record. Gene Ontology annotation, biological process: proteolysis.
AUUUCAUGCAAAACAAUUUGGUCACACAUUGCCGCUAGUUGUUGGCAGCAGCAUCCAGCACUAUCGGAUUGACCAUAUAUUGUUUUUCUACUGGAUGCAAUCCCUAUAUACCGGAAAACUUUAUACCGGAAAAUUUUGAAGAUGACAGGAAACAUAUUCCUCAUACUCGGUAUUUUCUUGACGUUUGAUAAAUGGUUCUUUGUUUCUGGAGUUUAUAUAAGGAAUCCCCACUGGAUUCGAGCUAGGCCGCUAAAACCUCUAACUAAACCGCAACCGAAUGUUAACCAAAUUCCUCUCUUACAUCCGGUGUUGACGAGUGAAAACAGUGGGAAGGUCGACAAGGCCACGCCCUCAGGGGGCGUUCGUUGUGGAACUCCGUUGGCCGGAAGUGAUGAUCCCUUUGGAUUGGUGGAAACCAAUAUACAGCGGCUGAAUCGGGCGAAUGACGGGACCGAUCGGGUUUUAAUUAACGGGAAAAACGCUGAUAAGAUUCUCGGAGGAACGGUCGCGCCACCGUCAACAAUAUGUUGGCAGGCUAAACUAUCAAGAGAUGGAUCUUUUAUCUGCGGCGGAUCGGUGAUUGGAAAGCGGUCGAUUCUGACCGCCAGCCAUUGUGUUGUGCGAUAUUACGAUGUUAUUCCCCGUGAUGCAAAUCGCUUCCGUGUGACGGUGGGCGCGGCACUAAGCCACACGGACACGGUGAACAAAGUGACCGAUAACAGUCGCUGCGCGCAGACCAUCCAAGUAGCCAGCAUCCAGACCAACUUGAACUACAGUCCCACCACACAGCAGAACGAUAUCGCCAUUCUGACGCUCGAGGAAGAUAUCGACUUCACUUCCGGUUGCGUAUGCCCCAUUUGUCUUGAGUACCAUGACCCGGAAGUGGGCGAAAUCUGCUCCGUUAGUGGAUACGGUCUGGAGAAAGAAGGCCAAAAAGGUGGACCACCUCGUACUCUGAAGUAUGUCCAACUCAACGUCAUGGACCCUAACGCCACUACGAACUGCUACAUCGACAACGAGCGGAACCUUCCGUAUGAUUUUCAGCGAAUAAUCUGUGCUGGAGACACUGUGGGGAAAGACACUUGCCAAGGAGACAGUGGAGGACCCUUUGUUUGCUUUGACCCGGAAAAGCGCGUACAUUACCAAGCCGGAAUAGUGUCGUAUGGACUGGGAUGUGGCAGAGGAGUCGGUGGAAUAUACACAAGAGUAUCGGAGCAAUUGGAUUGGAUCAAUUCUAAUACCGGCAGCGAUGUUUUGCUGACAUCGCCUUAGCGGGUGUGCAUAAAAUUUUAUUCACUGCAUUAUCACGUAUGUGGCGAUCUCUGAGAUUUAUUUUAAAGAGAAAAGCUGUUUGUAAGGCAAAAGCGCUUUGCUUGUGUAAAAAAACUGUUUGCACCGAAAAAAAAUUGUGCCUAAAUUACGCUUACCGUAAAUUGCAUGUUUGCUUAGCAGGAUGAUGUACGGUAUUUGUGUGACAUCUGGUUUUGUGGCUGACUCAAGAAAUAAACA